Molecule: messenger RNA, 3491 nt
Organism: Gadus chalcogrammus (walleye pollock)
Lineage: Eukaryota; Metazoa; Chordata; Actinopteri; Gadiformes; Gadidae
Gene: abhd5a
Product: abhydrolase domain containing 5a
Exons: 8
Coding region: 20-1168 (382 amino acids)
Biological process (GO): positive regulation of triglyceride catabolic process; negative regulation of triglyceride storage
Cellular component (GO): lipid droplet
Molecular function (GO): catalytic activity
Source: RefSeq, a predicted model, not a curated record
CACGUGUUCGUGAGGAAGAAUGGCUGAUAUAACCACUAAACAGACAGGCUUCAGAGUUCUGCUUCAGCGCAUUCUGACGUUUUUCGGUGUCCACAGUCUUUAUAGCGGUGUGUUGGGGAUCGUGGAUUCAACACUGAGGUCGCUGUGGAUUCCCAACUGGCUGCCGGCAUGGUGCCCCACCUCCGAGAGCCAGCUGAGGGCUGCCGAGGACCGGAUGCUGCGCUGUAUAGAAGGCCGGCUGUCCAAACAGUUUGUCGACGUCGGCAACGGCAACCAGUUGUGGACGCUAGCCGUGGACGGUAGCGUCGCCGCAGACGCCCCCGCCGCCUGCCAUCACAAGACCCCCGUGGUGCUUCUCCACGGCUUUGGCGGCGGCGUGGGGCUCUGGGCCCUCAACCUGGACGCCCUGUCCCGGGGGGGGCGGAGCGUCUACGCCCUGGACCUGCUGGGCUUCGGCCAGAGCAGCCGGCCCUGCUUCCCCGCGGACGCAGAGGCAGCGGAGGCCCUGUUUGUGGACGCCAUAGAGCGCUGGAGGGCCCAGCUGGGCCUGGAGGCCAUGAUCCUGCUGGGGCACAACCUUGGGGGAUACCUGGCCGCGUCCUACGCCCUCAGACACCCCAGAAGGGUGAAGCACAUAGUGCUGGUGGAGCCCUGGGGUUUCCCAGAGCGCCCGGCCACGUCUGACCAGGACCGGCCCGUCCCGGUGUGGAUCAAGGCUCUGGGGGCCAUGCUCAGCCCCUUGAACCCUCUGGCGGGGCUGCGGAUGGUGGGACCCCUAGGUCUCACUCUAGUCCAGACCCUGCGGCCAGACUUCAAGAAGAAGUUUGCGUCCAUGUUUGUUGACAACACAGUCUCGGAGUACAUCUAUCACCUCAACGUCCAGGCACCAAGCGGGGAGACGGCCUUCAAGAACAUGACGCUGCCGUACGGCUGGGCCAAGAGGCCCCUGCUGCGGCGGCUGGGCUCCCUGCCGCCCGACGCCCCCAUCACGCUGGUGUACGGCUCGCGCUCCAGCAUCGACGGCCACUCGGGCUGCGGCGUGCAGGAGAUGAGGCGCGGCUCGCACGUGGAAAUCAUAACGAUACGUGGGGCGGGCCACUAUGUGUACGCAGACCAGCCAGACGACUUCAACCAGAGAGUUCUGGAGGUGUGCCAUCAGGUGGACUGAAAUGCAAACACACACGCACAUGCACAGACUAAAAAUCAUAUACACACACACCAACACAGAGACUAAAACACACACACGCAGAGACUACAACACACACACACACACACACACACACACACACACACACACACACACACACACACACACACACACACACACACACACACACACACACACACACACACACACACACACACACACACACACACACAAGCACAGACUCAAACACACACAGAGACUACAACACACACACACACACACAAUAACGGUUGCAGUGUGCAUCAGCGUUGGUUUUUCACCAUCUGCCGCCUUCAAGAGGAGACGUAGACGAGAAGGAGCUAUCUGUCCGCGUCGGGACGCCCUUUCUUCCUACAGGGAUCGCUGGGUUGGCCUUUGGACUAAUUCAUCACAUGGUACAUAUACUGUAUAUCAGGUUUUUUGGGGAUAUGGCUCCCAAAGUUUGGACGCUGACAGGGUUAAUGGUCUGGAUCUGAGACCAUUGAGGAGGUGAAACGGAAUACCAAAUACCGUGGUGAUGAUGAUGAUGAUGAUGAUGAUGAUGAUGAUGAUGAUGAUGAUGAUGAUGAUGAUGAUGAUGAUGAUGAUGAUGACGAGUCACGGAGAUGCUAAGCACCAGAACCCCACACGGGAUAAAAAUAGGGAUCUUAAAAUGGGACAUGCAUACAAGAUAGUGAAGUUCAAUUUGGCAUCAUGUGACAUAAACAUGUAUAUGUACAUCAAGCACAUCCUAUGAUGAAGACAGCAACGAGGGCAAAAAUAUAAUAAUAUAUUUAUUAUAAUAGUUGCAGCAUUAGAAAUUCAAUUGGUAAUAUAUAGACAUAUAUUUCUCAUUUAUAGACAUAUAAAUGAGACAUAUAUUUCUAAUUUAUGUAUAGACAUAUAUUUCUCAUUUAUACAAACACUGCAAUCUCUGUAAUAUUGUUAGGCCAGUUAUAAUUUCAGCAUGUUCUAGGCAUUUCUUAUAAUUGUAUUCCCAGUGCAAUUCUGUACAGCAUCAUUAUAAUAUUAUGUUACACUAUUGCUUUAACGGCAGCCACAUCCGUGUUAAUGCAUAAUAUUACUUAGUACAUUAAGCACAGUGUGCAUUAAGUAAGCCAAUGUGCUUGUGUAAUGCACAUUAAGCAUUUCCUACGCAGUUGUGUGUGGUUUGUGCAAUGGUUUUAUAAUGCUGACCUUUUCAAUUUUGCUAGUGCCCAAAGUGUUUUUUUUUGGUUUGUUUUUUAAUUUCUUAAGAGAGAGAGAGGUUUGCAGUCUCUAAUUGAGUUUAGUUUAGCGAUGUAUUUAUUGGGAGAUUAUAUGACAUAGUGGGGUCCGUCGAAGGGUGUCAUGCAAAGACCUGUCUGAUGAUGAUUGCAAGUUAUUCACUCGGAUGGGCUGAAUGGGCUAUAUCUGGAGAGAUGACUUGCAAUGGAUUGAGAACACAAAAACACAAAAUGAGCAAUCCACCAAAUGGACCUUCUGUACGGACGCCAGGGACGGAGAUCAUCGCGGGCCAAACAGUUCAGACUCUGUGGUGGUGGUAUCCUCAGAAGCAUGAUGGGCUGAUUUUUUUUAUACAUCAGAUAUACACUCUCGACUAAUCAAGCGAUCAGUCAGACCUUGCAAAAGUCAUCCCUAAGUGCCUUUUGUAAAGACGAGCUAGGUUGGCAUUCAAACAGCACUUAUCAGCAUCUGGCUUCCUAGCGAGGAAUACCAGUGGCUGGAGCUCUGACAGGAGCCUCGGUAAAGGGAGCGGCAGGAGGGUUCUGCUGUCGCACUACUGCGCUACUGGCAACGGACGGAUGCUGAUGGGGAUUAUUUAGGUUGCCCGGCCACCGGUCUGCUAUUCUCUGACAAUCUAUCGCCGAUGGUUGGAUUGAUGCGUCAUUAAAUCUCACAGAGAUAAUAUAGCUGGAGCUCUUUGCUUCCGAUCCAAUAACUGACUGUAAAGAAACCGACGCAGAGUGCGGCUAAUUGUGCUUUAUUAGAGUUUAAUUGAGCAACGUGUUUCCGUGAAUGUCUAUAAAUGUUUUGUGCUCUGAUAUAAAUCGAAUCAAAAAGCAAGUGUUCUAGGGGGGGGGGGAGGGGGGCUAGUGGCCUACUCUCACACGCUAAUUAGGAAAUGUGUUAUAAUUUUCAGUUGGUGACCUUGUUAAACGCUACGUGUAGCGUUUAACUCUCUCUCUGUAAAUAAAAUGUUAUAUUCGUUUUUUUGGUUGAACCUUAUCCCUCUGAUGAAUAAAGUACCUCCUAAAUUUGUUUGCACUCUCACUUUUCACAUUUAUGGAGCCAAAUUGACGGAUAAGUCAAUAUUUUCCUUCCA